Tripterygium wilfordii is the source of this 2112-nucleotide messenger RNA. Its product is annotated as CBL-interacting protein kinase 32-like. Bases 471 to 1787 code for a protein of 438 amino acids. NCBI's taxonomy places the organism in Eukaryota, Viridiplantae, Streptophyta, Magnoliopsida, Celastrales, Celastraceae. Gene Ontology annotation, biological process: protein phosphorylation; signal transduction. Gene Ontology annotation, molecular function: ATP binding; protein kinase activity. The record is from RefSeq and is a predicted model, not a curated record. The transcript is spliced from 15 exons.
GUUUUUUUUCCCCCUGAUUUGAUUUAUUUUUGAGUUUUUUUGUUUGAAAAAAUAAAUCCUUGACGCUAGAGGGGAGAGAAUGGGUUUUGAGAAAAAAAGAUUAUCCUGCUAAUAUUUUAAUUAUGGUUUAAAUUCCAAUUGGUGCGGCAAAUUGUUUACUGGGUGAUGUUUGCUUUUGGGUCAAAUCUUUUUCUCAGUUUUCCUCCUGUGUUUAAUUGGGAUUCCUUUAUGUAGAUAUUACUAUCCUUUUCUCUUUGAGCCCUGAAUUAAUUCCUUCUCUCUAUUCUUAUUCCUGAAUUGGACUCUUAAAACUUUCUGGUGGUGUUAAGUUUUUGCAUUCCAUAUAAUUGGAUGCUAUAUUUAGUUGGCUUUUCAUUGUUGUCUGCUCAACCAGUUGACAUCUGUGAGUGGACUGCAGACAAGGAAGAUUUUUUAGUAAAACUUGUCGAGCUGCAAAGGAAAGUCCAGCCAUGAGUCAGCCUAAAAUUAAGCGUCUCGUGGGCAAAUAUGAGAUUGGAAGAACAAUUGGUGAGGGAACAUUUGCAAAAGUGAAGUUUGCACGGAAUUCUGAGACAGGGGAGCCUGUGGCUAUUAAAAUUCUUGAUAAAGAGAAGGUUCUCAAACACAAGAUGGCGGAACAGAUCAAGCGAGAAGUUGCAACUAUGAAGCUGAUAAAGCAUCCGCAUGUUGUUCGAUUGUAUGAGGUGAUGGGAAGCAAGACAAAGAUAUUUAUUGUUUUGGAGUUUGUUACUGGGGGAGAGCUCUUUGACAAAAUUGUAAACCAUGGCCGGAUGAGAGAAGAUGAAGCUAGGAGAUACUUCCAGCAGCUUAUAAAUGUAAUCGAUUAUUGCCAUAGCAGGGGUGUCUAUCACAGAGACCUGAAGCCAGAAAAUCUGCUGUUGGAUGCUCAUGGAAACCUUAAAGUUUCAGAUUUUGGAUUGAGUGCACUUUCCCAGCAAGUCAGGGAUGAUGGCCUGCUUCACACCACCUGUGGUACUCCAAAUUAUGUUGCUCCUGAGGUCCUUAAUGAUAGAGGCUAUGAUGGGGCAACUGCUGAUUUGUGGUCAUGUGGAGUGAUACUCUUUGUACUGCUUGCUGGGUAUUUGCCUUUUGAUGAUUCUAAUCUUAUGAACCUAUAUAAAAAAAUUUCAGCUGCAGAAUUCACUUGCCCCCCUUGGCUUUCUUUCAGUGCCAUGAAAUUUAUCACUCGAAUUUUGGAUCCCAACCCCAUGACUCGAAUAACUAUUCCUGAAAUUUUAGAAGAUCAAUGGUUCAAGAAAGGUUACAAGCCCCCAGUGUUUGUAGAGAAAGAAGAUACCAAUUUGGAUGAUGUUGAAGCUGUCUUUAAGGAUUCAGAAGAACACCAUGUUGCGGAGAAGAAAGAGGAACAGCCUACACCUAUGAAUGCGUUUGAGCUAAUUUCUAUGUCUAAAGGGUUAAACCUUGGGAAUCUAUUUGAUGAACAGGCUUUCAAGAGAGAAACAAGGUUCACUUCUAAAUGCCCUGCUAAUGAGAUCAUCAAUAAGAUCGAGGAAGCAGCAAAGCCCCUUGGUUUUGAUGUUCACAAAAAAAAUUACAAGAUGAGGCUUGAAAAUAUGAAAGCUGGGAGAAAGGGAAACCUUAACAUUUCUACAGAGAUAUUUCAAGUAGCACCUUCUCUUCAUAUGGUUGAAGUGAGAAAAGCAAAAGGCGACACUUUGGAGUUCCAUAAGUUCUAUAAAAACCUUUCGACCUCCCUUGACAAUGUUGUCUGGAAAACCGAGGAGGACAUGCAAGAAGCAAAGUGAAAACACUGCCGAUUUUGAUGUGUGAUUUAGCCGGAUCUUCUGGUUUCUAUGUUGCCCAUCGUUUUCCUUUGUGUUUUUUAUGUUCAUUCUUUAUGAUCAACUUAUCUAGCGACCCUCUUUUGUGCUCUCUUUUUUUCCUACCCCCCCCCUCUUAGGUAGACAUGGAUUCUGGAAUUGUUUUUCUGUGUUAUUGCGCUGGAGAGCUUGUAAAAUUUUCACUUCUAAAUGUAAAUGUCAGAUCAUGGGGCAUACCUGAUUGUAUGACAAGAAAAAGAAAAUUCUUGUUUUCCUUGGAUUUUCUUCUUUCUUCCCCUCCCUUCUUACA